AUGGUCAGCUCCUGUUGUGGCUCUGUCUGCUCUGAGGAGGGCUGUGGCCAAGAGCCCUGCUGCCGCCCCUGCUGCCGCCCCUGCUGCUGCCUGCGUCCAGUCUGUGGUCAGGUCUGCUGCCAGAGCACUUGCUACCGCCCCACCUGUGUCAUCUCCACCUGUCCCCGCCCCAUGUGCUGUGCCACCCCUUGCUGCUCUCCCACAUGCAGAGGGCCUAGCUGCUGCCAGCCCAGCUGCUGCCGUCCCAGCUGCUGCAGACCCACCUGCUGUGUGUCCAGCUGCUGCAGGCCCAGCUGCUGCAGACCCCAGUGCUGCCAGUCUGUGUGCUGCCAGCCCACCUGCUGCCGCCCCAGCUGCUGCCGCCCCAGCUGCUGCAGGCCCAGCUGCUGCCAGUCUGUGUGCUGCCAGCCCACCUGCUGUCGUCCCAGCUGCUGCAGACCCAGCUGCUGCAUCUCCAGCUGCUGCCAGCCCUCCUGUGGUAGUUCCAGUUGCUGCAGUCCCUGCUGCCAGCCCUGCUGCCGCCCCUGCUGCCGCCCCUGCUGCUGCGUGCGUCCAGUCUGUGGUCAGGUCUGCUGCCAGAGCACUUGCUACCGCCCCACCUGUGUCAUCUCCACCUGCCCCCGCCCCAUGUGCUGUGCCACCCCUUGCUGCUGCUGA
Myodes glareolus (Bank vole) is the source of this 657-nucleotide messenger RNA. The record is from RefSeq and is a predicted model, not a curated record. NCBI's taxonomy places the organism in Eukaryota, Metazoa, Chordata, Mammalia, Rodentia, Cricetidae.